Messenger RNA from Pecten maximus, 1044 nucleotides. Its product is annotated as pulmonary surfactant-associated protein A-like. The record is from RefSeq and is a predicted model, not a curated record. The coding region runs from base 142 to 879 and encodes 245 amino acids. NCBI's taxonomy places the organism in Eukaryota, Metazoa, Mollusca, Bivalvia, Pectinida, Pectinidae. The transcript has 4 exons.
GAUAGUGCGAUAGAAACUUAAAAAUCCUCGUGCGACAGUUGGAACAAAACAGUCCGGUCAAAAAUUCGCAACAGAUUGAAGUACAAACAAUCUAACAGUGCGUGCUCCUGUUACUACAGUUGGAACUAGUGAAAUUACCAAAUGGCAAAGAGGAUACCGCUGAUAUCCGGAAGAUUGGUUCAACGCGUUUUGAUUCUAUUACAAGUUUCAGGCGUCAUGACGUUCACCUGUCCAGCAACAGGCUCUGUUUACGAGACCAGCACUGAGAGUACGUGCUUCUGGUACCUAGACGGCUACCCUAGUACCUCUGCCGCGCACGCCAUGUGCGUGGCCGCUGGAGGACGUCUUGCCUACAUACCGGACAGUGACACAAAUAUUUUUGUCGCCGCCUAUCUGACCUCGAUAGACUUUCCCGGAAUGCCAUCAAUCAACGUAAAAAACUAUUACGUCUCUGGCUCCUACGUGUACGAAACGAUAGAGGGCGAUCCGCUGACCUACACAAACUGGGAAGGAGGAAACCCUAUACCCGGGGAAGAAUGUGUAGCAUUUAAACCCAUCAACGGCAGGUGGUUUGAUAUCUCUUGCGGCCAGACCUACGGAGGCAUUUGUUCCCAUACCAGUCCUAGGGACCCAACUGAGAGGCAGAGUCAGUACCUAGUUAGUGCCGGAAGUAGAUUAGAUGUCACCCCUCUGUCUACCAUCGUGGUGCGCAGUCACUCUGAAUGUGUAGUAGUGUGUGAAAGUACAGACACAUGCAUCGCCUUCAACUACAGAUCAGACACGAAGGCAUGCGAACUCCUGAGUGAUAACCAUGCCACGUCCAACAGUCUUCAAGGAAUCGGAAUAUAUUACUAUGGGUACAAUGCUGAUGUGAUAUAGAUACAUCUCCCAACUAGUAUGUCUUAAACGACCUCAAAUGACUUUAAAAACGUCGAAAUGGAUGUUAAUUUCACUGCUACAGCUUCCUCAUAUUCACUUAGGUAUUGUCUUUAUAUGUAAUAUGCUUUUGGUGAUAUUUUUUUCUUGAUGGCGCUAUAAAAAUUC